Molecule: messenger RNA, 8290 nt
Organism: Ctenopharyngodon idella (grass carp)
Lineage: Eukaryota; Metazoa; Chordata; Actinopteri; Cypriniformes; Xenocyprididae
Gene: adamts6
Product: ADAM metallopeptidase with thrombospondin type 1 motif, 6
Exons: 26
Coding region: 969-4319 (1116 amino acids)
Biological process (GO): extracellular matrix organization; proteolysis
Cellular component (GO): extracellular matrix
Molecular function (GO): metalloendopeptidase activity
Source: RefSeq, a predicted model, not a curated record
UGCAAGUCUCUCAUCAGCUCUGCUGUACUGCAUGCGCACCGGUUCAAUGUGCAUUACUGUUAUUAUUCAUCUCUGGUGAAUCAAAGAUCACGAGACCAAACAAUAAGCCAUCACACACGCUGGAAACUUAAACAGUUAAACAUGAGCUGAGUUACACAAACUUAUUCUACAACUUUUUCAUAUUUUGAAGAUGGAGUUUUUUCCCCAGCCUUUUUCAUUGCAUUGCUGAUGCAGUGAGUUCAUGAAGAGCUUUUUUUGUUCCUGUACAAGGACACAACUACAUUUGUUGGCAUGAGAGGUAGAGAAUGGCUUGAAUGGAAACGAGAGAUUUGCUGAAGAAUGCACUGAAGUGGAUUCAAAUGAAGAUUUCUACCGUCUGCAUGUGUUCUACAAAAAAAGAUGAAGACGCGGUCAGUGUAAUAGUGUUGGGCAGUUGCCAGCUGUCUGGGUCAGACACGUUUUAGACUCGAGCUGCUGUCUGGAAGAAGCCGCUUCAUUAAACUCAUGAAUGUUCGUCUGCACAGUUGCCGCUUCUGCUGCGAUAGUAAGAAAUACACGCAAAAGGAGGUGACCUAUAGGAUAUAUCUGUUGGAACUGGACGACUCUACUGCUGGAUGUUCUACAGAAAAGCCGGCAUUUGAUCUGAUGUUCAUCCGGCAAACAAAUGGAUCAUUCAGGACAAGCUCCUAAUAUAGAUCCGCUGCUCUGGAAUAACAUGAAGAGAGUUCUUAUGGAUUCUUGCCCAGCUCAUGGCUGACAAAGGUGCAGGCACAAGUCCUUCCUAGAGACUUCACCUUUAGGAAGACGUUUAAACCUGGGAUUAAGUGUGAACUGAGAUUCGAAUGUAUCGAGGAUGCUUGUCACGGAUAUGUUAUGGUGCGAAGCUGGAUUGAUCAUAUCGCUUUAAUCCACUUGUAGCCUCCCCCAACCCCCCUACCCCCACACCCAUGUCAGAUCUUCCCUAAAUUAUGGAAAUUUUUUGGAAGACGCUGACUUGGAUAUUUAGCCUGGUCUUGGCCGCUGCUGAAGCUCAGAUCCUUUCAUACAACUCUCAAGCGGAAUUCCUAUCCACGCUGGAGCACUAUCAGCUAACAGUACCAGUGCGGGUGAACGAGAGGGGCCAGUUCAUGAGUUACACUGUGAAACAUUACAGGCCCGGUCGGCGGCGACGUGGGCUGGACCAGGCUGAGCUGGACCACACUGAGACCAGGCUUUUUUACAAACUCUCAGCCUACGGCAAGCACUUUCACCUGAACCUGACACUCAACCCCAAUCUGGUUUCUAAACAUUUCACAGUAGAGUACUGGGGCAAAGACGGACUAGACUGGCAGCAUUCAGUGGUCGAUAACUGCCACUAUGCUGGAUAUCUACUGGAUCAAUAUAGCACUACAAAAGUGGCAUUGAGCAACUGCAAAGGCUUGCAUGGUGUCAUAACCACAGAGGAUGAGCAAUAUUUAAUAGAGCCAUUAAAAAAUAUAUCCAGAAAUUUCAGUGAUGUCAACCACGAAGGACAACCACAUGUUAUUUAUAAAAAGACUUCCAUUCCUUCUCCACAAAAGCCAAGCGAGGAGUUCAGCUGUGGUGUUUCAGACCUCACAAUAAACAGGACACCCUGCUACGAUACCAAUCCUGAAGCAACCCCACCUUACCCAGUCUCGGGCGGCGACAGCUCGACGAGUAGCCACCGCCAGCGCCGUUCCGUCAGUUCUGAACGCUUUGUGGAGACCCUAGUGGUGGCGGACAAAAUGAUGGUUGGCUACCACGGUCGCAAAGACAUCGAGCACUACAUCCUGUCCGUAAUGAAUAUUGUUGCCAAACUUUACCGUGAUGCCAGUCUUGGAAACGUUGUGAACAUUAUUGUAACCCGACUGAUUGUUCUGACAGAAGAUCAGCCCAACUUGGAGAUAAACCACCAUGCAGACAAAUCUCUAGACAGCUUCUGUAAAUGGCAGAAAUCCAUUCUUUCUCAUCAGGGAGAUGGAAACAGUAUCCCAGAGAAUGGGAUUGCCCAUCACGACAAUGCUGUUCUCAUUACAAGGUAUGACAUCUGCACCUAUAAGAAUAAACCCUGCGGUACUCUCGGUUUGGCGUCCGUAGCCGGAAUGUGUGAGCCCGAGAGGAGCUGUAGUAUUAAUGAAGAUAUAGGCCUUGGCUCUGCCUUCACUAUUGCACAUGAGAUCGGACACAAUUUCGGCAUGAACCACGAUGGGAUCGGGAACUCCUGCGGGACCAAAGGUCACGAGACAGCCAAGCUGAUGGCAGCCCAUAUCACAGCCAACACCAACCCCUUCUCCUGGUCAGCCUGCAGCAAGGACUAUAUCACCAGCUUUUUGGACUCGGGUCGUGGAACGUGUCUGGACAAUGAGCCUCUGAAACGAGACUUCCUGUACCCCACUGUGGCUCCAGGGCAGGUGUACGAUGCAGAUGAGCAGUGUCGCUUCCAGUACGGUGCCUCCUCCCGUCAGUGCAAAUAUGGGGAAGUGUGUAGAGAGCUCUGGUGCCUUAGCAAAAGUAAUCGCUGUGUCACCAACAGUAUCCCCGCUGCAGAAGGAACGCUGUGCCAGACCAGCACCAUUGAAAAGGGGUGGUGUUAUCAGGGUGAAUGUGUGGCGUUUGGGACAUGGCCACAGAGCGUGGACGGAAGCUGGGGACCUUGGACAACCUGGGGCGAGUGCAGUCGUACCUGCGGUGGUGGCGUCUCCUCGUCCAUGAGACAUUGUGACAGCCCAGCGCCGACAGGCGGAGGGAAGUACUGUCUCGGAGAGAGGAAGCGCUACAGAUCGUGCAACACUGAUGCUUGUCCAGCAGGAUCACGUGACUUUAGGGAGAAGCAGUGUGCCGAUUUUGACAACAUGCCUUUCCGUGGGAAGUACUACAACUGGAAGCCGUACACUGGAGGUGGAGUGAAACCGUGUGCUUUGAACUGUCUGGCUGAGGGUUACAACUUCUACACUGAACGUUCCCCCGCUGUCAUCGAUGGCACGCGCUGCCAGGCCGACUCGCUGGACAUAUGCAUCAAUGGAGAGUGCAAGCAUGUUGGCUGUGAUAACAUCCUGGGCUCAGAUGCCAAGGAGGACAGAUGCCGUGUGUGUGGCGGGGACGGCAGUACGUGUGAGGUCACUGAAGGACUGUUCAACGAUUCGCUGCCCAGAGGAGGUUACAUGGAGGUCGUCCAGAUACCAAAAGGAUCGGUUCAUAUUGAAAUCAGGGAAGUGGCCGUGUCAAAGAACUACAUUGCUUUGAAAUCGGAGGGGGAUGACUAUUACAUCAACGGAGCCUGGACCAUUGACUGGCCCCGCAAAUUUGACAUCGCAGGAACAGCCUUCCAUUACAAGAGGCCGACUGAUGAACCCGAAUCUCUAGAAGCUCUAGGGGCCACCACUGAAAAUUUGGUGGUUAUGGUGCUACUGCAGGAACAGAACCUGGGCAUCCACUACAAGUUCAAUGUGCCCAUCCAGCGAACAGGAAGUGGGGACAAUGAAGUGGGCUUCUCCUGGCACCAUCUGCCCUGGUCUGAGUGCUCAGCAACAUGUGCAGGAGGCUCGCAGAAGCAGGAGGUGGUGUGUAAAAGACUGGAUGACAAUUCCGUGGUCCAAAACAGCUACUGUGACCUGGACAGCAAACCGCCAGGGAACCAGCGACCUUGUAACACCGAGCCUUGUCCUCCGGAGUGGUUUAUUGGUGACUGGUCAGAAUGUGGAAAAACCUGUGAUGGAGGCAUCCGAACACGUACUGUUUUGUGUAUACGUAAAAUUGGACCCACCGAGGAGGAGACCCUGCAGGACAGCCACUGUCUGACCCAUCGACCAAUUGAACAAGAGUCCUGCAACAAUCAGUCCUGCCCACCCCAGUGGGUGACGCUGGAUUGGUCUGAGUGUACUCCAAAGUGUGGACCUGGCUUCAAGCAUCGCAUCGUUCUAUGUAAAAGUAGCGACCUGACCAAAACCUUCCCACCAGCCCUCUGUUCAGACCAUAACAAACCUCCGGUCCGUAUUCGCUGCAGCCUUGGUCGUUGUCCACCGCCACGCUGGAUCCCGGGAGAAUGGGGACAGUGCUCUGCUCAGUGUGGACUUGGGCAGCAGAUGCGGACGGUUCAGUGUCUGUCAUAUACAGGACAGCCCUCUGUCGAAUGUCCAGACUCACUACGGCCCAACACCAUGCAGCAGUGUGAAAGCAAGUGUGACGCUACACCCAUCUCCAGUGGCGACGAGUGCAAAGACGUAAAUAAGGUGGCAUAUUGCCCAUUGGUGCUGAAGUUCAAGUUCUGCAGUCGUGCGUACUUCAGGCAGAUGUGCUGCAAGACGUGCCAAGGACACUGACCCUGCGGAGAGAAGCAGAGACAGAUGCUGCAACAAGAAAAGAAAGAGAGAACUGGCAGAAACAAAAGCAGACCAGUGUUGGAGGAGUCAACACUGGGCAUGGAGAAGGAAGCCUCUCUUUCUUGCUCUUCAACACACACAUAACUGCUUUUAGCCCUGUGGAACCCAAACCACUGCUCAGCACUGUGCUGACACCUGUUUUAUUUUCACUUCUGUGAAGUGGGAAUGUAUAAAAUGAUCAUUAUUGUUGUUAUUUUUAUAAUAAUAAUAAUAAUAAUUGCUAAUGGUUAUUAUUAUUAUCAAUGUCUUUCUGUUGUUAUAAUCCAAAGUGCUGGACACAAUGCUCACAGAAGUAGCACGGCAGAGGUUUACUUCAAGGCGCCCAUCUACAGUUCGGGAUGUUGGUAUAACCCUUAGUCUCACAUACACACUCCUCCCAUCUUUCUGUUGGCAACACUGCAUUCAGAAGCAUUCGAAUCGAUAACGAUUGCUCGCACUCGCAGCAUCAGAGCAAUUGGAAGUCAUUUGUUUUCAAAAAGAGUUGGCAAUUUGACGCAACGGAAGCAUCGGAGACUGAUGGUGAUGUGACAAAGUACCACAACCAACAACGGAAGUGCAAACACUGCCAUUCAUGUGAUCUGCCACCUGAUACAGUUGUAUACAGCAGUCCAAUAGGAAAGUUUCCAAGCAAAGGACAGUACAGCGACUUGGUGACCACAACAUGAGCUCCUCUUUAGGGCAUAAAAAUGUUCAUAUUUUCCACCCAAAUGAUACUUUCCACCCCUAAAAACAAGUCUCCAUUAGCUCCUGGAGGGCUACCUUUCUGCAGACUUCAGUUCCAACCAAGCUCCAACACGCCUACCUGUAAUUUUAACUAAACUCUGCAGGACGGUAGCCCUCAACAAGCAGGGUUGGCUACCCCUGAAAGAUUGAACUGACGUUUGAUUUCAAAAGUAUAGAAAAGAAGUAUCCAAUCCUGCUCCCUCCUGGAAGGCCACUGUCCUACAGAGUUUAGCUCCAAGCCGCCCAAUACACUUAUCUCGAAGUUUCUAGUAACCCUGAAUUCUUCAAAUAGCUGUGUGUUUAAUUGAGGUAGGAGCUAAACUUUGCAGGACAGUGGCCCUCCAUGAAUAGGACUGGACACUCCUGGUAUCGAUGGUUAAAGCCUGUGUUGGUCAGCUUGAACAGUUUCUUUUUGUGGUUGGAUGGAGUUAGAUAUGCAUGUGGUUUUAUUGAAAUGAAUAACCUGGAACUUCUAUGUACAUUUACUCGCUUGGCAGACACUUUUAUCCAGAGUGACUUACAUUGCAUUAAAGGGUAAUAACCCUUGACCUCAGAGUUGUUAGCGGCAGGCUCUGCCAGUUGAGGAGCUUCUAAACUUGACAGCCCUAGUUGUUACACUUUUUAACUUUCUAAAAUAACAUUGAGACCCAAGGGCCAAAGACAAACAGGGAAGUGCUAUUGGGCGCUUUGGUGCUGAAUUUGUGCAGGCGAAAUCUCAAUUAGAGCUUUAGAUUCCAGAUGUUCAGUUGUGUUAGCCACCUGUUUGACUGAGCUGAAUCACAUGACUACAGGCCAAAGAAUUCCACUAUUGUCUGACACUCGAACAAGGCCUGAAAAUCAGAUCAGUUCCAAAGGGACAUAUCUAUUAUUGUGUCUCUAGAAUUAUUGUGGACACCAGAGAGACAUUAAUUGUGAUUGUGAUGUGAUUCUGCUUUAUGGAUCUGUAUUUUGCUUUAAAUUCUGGGGUUCUGACAUUUAUGCGUCUGUUCCGGGGCCCGGUGUGUUCCAGACGCUGUAAUUUUCACAUAAAAUGUGUGCUGCAGCCACAAUCCACCACAUUAUCAGCAGUAUGCACAGGCAAUUCAUCAGCACAGGGAUGAUUUGCUUGGAGAUCUCCAGGUCUGUGACGCUGAUGCAUUAGUAAAGUUAAGUGAAGGGCCAGUGCCUGGGUAACCUGCCAGAUCCUGCAGAUCCGGUUUGCCAUCAACUACCUCCAAAACACCCCCUCUUCCUCCUUCCCUGAGAUCGCAGUACGUUUAGCCCACACUCUGAAACCCUCCAUACUCAAUGGUGCUUUUCUUCCCUCAGUGGAGGACUGUUUGUUCCACUGCCCUUCUUCCGUUCAUCAUUUGAGUGGGCGGCUCUACUGGCCCCAUGGUGCUAUAAGACCUUGAUGCAUUCUGGGUAUGCGGUCUAAGCAACUGACAGAAAACCAAGAAUACUUUAGCUCUGUUCCAAAUUCUAGUAAGCUUCCUACCUAAACAGGCUUUUUAAGGCAUCAUAGGUGUGUUCCUGAUGCGAAAGCUGUUCCAAAAAGUAAGCAGUUCCUUUUUUUUUUCAUCAAAGUCUAAGGUGGAAUAGCAUAUGUCCUUUGCAAAGGCAAUCCCAGAAUGCAUUGUGUUGAUCUCAGUGUAAAAUAUUCUAGAUUGCAGACUAAGUGAAAAAUAUAAAUAUUUGACUCAAUACUGAAGAGUAUGAAAAAUAUAUAAAAAAUACAGUUUAAACCAGUACUCAUGUACUGUGCAUUUUUAUGCUUGUUGGACUAUUACGCAUUAACUUAGCAACAUGCUAACAUUAAACUCCACUGGAAUCAAUUUUGAGUCAAGUUUCCUGUGCACUUUACGAAUUCUAUUUGUGUGGCAUGUAGAGUUGUUGUCUACAUAGAGUGUUCCAAAUCAAUCAGUCAAUAGGUUCUAUUCCUGUUAGUAUUAGAGCAAUGCAAGAGCACAUGCUAAGUAUGCUAAAUAUGUUCAGCAGGACCGUAUGUGCAUGUUGGGCAAGCGUUUACUUUAGCAUACAUACGUAAGCCAUGUUUCUUGACAUAAAAAGCAGCCGGCUAUGUAAGACAUAGACAGAAAAGCAGCUCGCUGAGUUUUGGAACAGAGCUUUAGCAUAUUUGUUCUGUCUUUCCUUCCUAUCUGUCCUUUUACCUCACACUGGUUUAAGUUCAUAUGUAAACAUUCCACCAACUACAUGUUGCAUUUUUCCAUCAUCCGUGACUGAGUGUCUUUACCCUGCUCUCUUAGCCAAGAGAACAUAAAAUUAUAGAGCAUUGGGGGGGCCUCAAUUUUAGAUCUCACCUUUGUUAUGGGACACAAUUGAAUUAUGGGACAGUUUUGUUUUUAAUCAUACAACCAUUUUACUUUUGCUGCUGCUACUCUUUUGUAGCCACAAACAAUAUUAAUUGGUUAUGUAUUGUUAUGAAAUGUUUAAACUGGGAUUAUUCAAGAGUGAACCUUGAACUGCAGAACUGUAGGCCCAACAUGCUGAGCAUCCUGAUAUUGUGCUUUGUAAAAUCCUAAGGCUUGAAGUACAAGUUUACUGGCUUUGGGACACGGACUCUCAACAAGACACUCAAUGAAACUGGUACUGAUCGCUGUGAACUUGUGUCUUUGAAUGUCACAUUGUUUAACCUGUACCUAUAGAAGAGAGUUUUGCAUUUUUGUGAAUAGUUGCUUACAUUUUAUAUUCAGUAUUAUUAAUGUUGGUACACUGUUACUAAUUUUUUUUUUUUUUUUUUUUUCAUUUGUAAAUUAUAUGCUAAUUUAUUGCCAUGUGUCACUUGUCUUAUGUAUGUUUCACUGCAUGCAAACUGAAAUCUAGUCUAGUGAAAACGAUGCAGUGGAAUAACACCCUUCACGAUCUUGUUUUAGUCUUGGUAAAAUGUGAGUUGAAUGUGUCUUUUUUGCUACUAGGGCGCUCUAAAAAAAAAAGUAUGUCAGAAUGCUUUUGUGUGAGUCAGUGAGUUUGAGUGUGUGUAUGUUGGUAUGGUAUUACUGCACUGUUUCUCAAGGGCCAGUGCUCACAGAAAUAAUAAUAAAAAAUAAUAAUAAAUAAUGGUAAAUGGUGUCAAAGGGUAAGCAAAAAAAAAUAUAUAUAUUAACUUUAACAUUCUCAGUCCUUUGGCUUGUACCCUUGGUGAAUCCUAAAAUAUGUAAUGGAUCCUGAAUAAAAUGACUUUAAAAGGG